Molecule: messenger RNA, 1940 nt
Organism: Danio aesculapii
Lineage: Eukaryota; Metazoa; Chordata; Actinopteri; Cypriniformes; Danionidae
Gene: chodl
Product: chondrolectin
Exons: 7
Coding region: 144-1034 (296 amino acids)
Biological process (GO): positive regulation of axonogenesis
Cellular component (GO): cytoplasm
Source: RefSeq, a predicted model, not a curated record
AAAGUGUAAGCCCAGCUCGGUGAAAACCAUGUCUUUGAACACUAUGAAGAAGAGACUGUGCCAAUAAAUGUUUUUAAAAAUCGCCUGACUGGAGCAAGUCUGUGUGAAGUUCACUCCAUCUUCGACUCAAGUGAAGCACGAGGAUGCGCGCGACACUCAGGAUCCUUUGUGCUUUGACUUUUCUGGUCUCGUGCUGCCGUGGCGCGAGAGUUGUGAGCGGUCAGACAGUGUGUCAGGGCAACCCUGAACACCCAUGCUAUAAGAUCGCUUACUUCAAGGACGUGUCGAGUCGUGUUGCGUUCUGGGAGGCUCUGCAGGCGUGUGAAAUGGACGGCGGUUCGCUGCUGAGCAUUGAGAACACGGCCGAGCAGAAACACAUCGAACACCUUCUGCGGGAGCUCAGCGUCUCUUCCUCCACUGGUCCUGCCAGCAUUACAGAUGGAGAUUUCUGGAUCGGCCUGACCCGUGAGGAGGGUGAUAAUGCACAGGAGCCCGGCGCCUUCGCCUCCUGCCCCAAUCUGUACAGGUGGACUGAUGGAAGCGUCUCGCUGUUCAGAAACUGGUAUGCAGAUGAACCAUCCUGCGGAGGAGAAGCGUGUGUGGUUAUGUAUCACCAGCCUACAGCUCUGGCCGGGCCUGGAGGACCGUAUCUCUACCAGUGGAACGACGACAGGUGCAAUAUGAAGCACAAUUUCAUCUGCAAAUAUGAACCAGAAAGUCAUCUGGUUAAAGUGCAGAGUGAUAGGCCUGGAGGGCAUGAUGUUGAUCUUUCCACUGAAGAUAAAGAGGACAGGAGAACACCACCCACUGAUGAGGAUGAGAGUCCUCGACUUAUAAUAGCGGGGCCUUCAAGUAUGCUGCUAAUCUACGUGAUUAUCCCUACCAUCCCUCUCCUCUUACUGAUCCUGGUGGCUUCAGGGACGUGCUGUUUCCAGAUGUUGAGCAAGAGUAAACCAUGGACCAAAACCAGCGUCAACCAAUCAACUCUCUGGAUCUCCAAGACGCCAAAGAUAGACAAUGGCAUGGAGGUCUAAAUUCCCAUUCGUCUGCACCUUCCUGCUUGCAACAUGUUUAUCCGGUUGUAAGUUCAAACAAGAAAACAAGUGAAGUUUACACAGGUAUCACAUUUCUGUACAGAUGUCAGUUCACUUCCACUGAUCUGCAUUUCAUGUGUCCUGUCACACAGUCAAAUACUAAUUGGCACCAAACACAGUGGGCAAUUAAAUUACAGUAAUUAAAGCAAGUACAAGUGGGAGCCACAUAAAAAGAGGAAUUAAAAGUUCCUUUUAACAGCAAAUAGGGUCAAAUAAACCAGCGAUACAGUAAAAAAUUAUCACUAAAAGAGAUUAAAAAACUUUAACAGGUUUUUGAGGGAUUGGAUUAAAUUGCGUCUUUAUUCAAGACAUUAAAGGCAUAUUUAAUCUCUCAUAUUUCAGUAUGAUGCAUUGCCAAUGAUGUAUAGUUAUGUGCAUACGAUUGAUCAUUUCAAAGCAUCAGAUUUAUUUUAAAAUGUAUGCGAUCAUAUCUUAAACACCGGAACGUUUGGCUUUGCUCGGCAGCUUACAAAACAGAGGAGUUCAUUUCAAAGUGUACAUAUUUUUUGUAUGAUGAGAAGCUGCUUUAAGCUGCCACUGUUAUGUAUGCAGUUUAUUUAUUUUCUUUGCAUGUGAAUAUUUGACUUCCUUUUGCAAUACAGCAUAUAGAAAAUAUCAAUGCGUAGAAGUAUUAAACUGGUUUGCAUCAGUGACAUUGUAACAGAUACCGAAAUUAGUCAGUUAUUCCUCUGGUUGUACAUUAGGAUGCGUUUCUGUGAAUUGGGGUAAUACUGUGUGUGUGCGUGUGUCUGGAUUUAAAAAUGUGCCGUUAAUAUUUUUUAUAUUUUUGAGACAGGAAUUGGACAUGUAUAAAUGGAUUAAAAUAUUUAAUUGUGGAAAUAUUUU